UUGCAACCUGACUGAGCACGAGAGCUCUUGGUUCUGUCAAGACUAACCAGCGGUCUUCGUUCAUCGUUUACAGCCUUAUAGCCUCGAACUUAGUUAGGCAGUAAGUUGUUCGCUUAUAUUGUUUCUACAUGGCAUUUUAUCCCUUUGCGUGGCAGUAUAUUCAACAAACUAAGAGAGGAAAUAAAACAUAUAUGCGAGAAUAGUAGCGAGAUACAGUGAAGCGCGCGUAGCUUGCUGUCGCGACCGUGUUUGGACUCACUGGAGUAAAAUGUGUUAUUAACCCAUGUGUUCUUGCGCGAGGCAGAGGACCUGGAAUCUUUAUUUAUUUGUAUAGCUCAUUUCGUUUUAUUUCACAUCGUUGCCGUUAGUGACACACGCAUGACCCAAGCGCUCUCAGCUUUCCUCCAACCGGCGCCGGUGAUGCCAUGCCCCGCAACCACAGCGGAGAUGAAGGUGGCCAGGGGCUCUGGAUGAAAACCUCACCCAAGGGACACCCCACCGAGGGCUACACUUUGAAAGAUGUGGAGUCUGGUAGAAGGAUUAUGAACCACAAUUCGAGAUCUGGGGACGGCUUGCUGUCAGCCUCGGCUGGCUCUGGAGCAGGUGCUAGCGGCGCGGAGAGCCACCGGGCAAAGCAAGGUGCCCGGCUCAGCCUACUCGGGAAGCCGUUGGUGUACAGCGCGCAGAGCGGCAGGAGGAAUGUGCGCUAUCGGCGGCUUCAGAAUUACCUGUACAACGUCCUGGAGAGACCCCGCGGCUGGGCUUUCGUGUACCACGCCUUUGUGUUCAUCCUCGUGUUCGGAUGCCUGAUACUCUCUGUCCUCUCCACUAUCCCGGAGCAACAGGAACUGGCCUCGCACUGCCUCCUCAUCCUGGAGUUUGUGAUGAUCGUGGUGUUCGGCCUGGAGUACAUCAUCCGCAUCUGGUCAGCCGGCUGCUGCUGCCGCUACCGAGGAUGGCAGGGGCGACUGCGCUUCUCCAGGAAGCCAUUUUGUGUCAUAGACAUCAUCGUGCUCAUCGCCUCUGUUGCCGUGGUAUCGGCUGGCAGCCAAGGCAACAUCUUUGCGACGUCGGCACUCCGCAGCCUGCGUUUCCUGCAGAUCCUGCGCAUGGUGCGCAUGGACCGGCGCGGAGGCACCUGGAAGCUGCUGGGAUCUGUAGUUUAUGCACACAGCAAGGAGCUGGUCACUGCAUGGUACAUUGGCUUCCUGGUCCUCAUCUUCUCAUCCUUCUUGGUCUACCUGGUGGAGAAGGAGCUGAACACAGAGUUUGCCACCUAUGCUGAUGCACUGUGGUGGGGCACGAUCACUCUGACCACUAUAGGCUAUGGGGACAAGACGCCCAAGACGUGGACUGGCCGCAUGCUCUCCGCUGGGUUUGCACUGCUAGGAAUAUCGUUUUUCGCUCUGCCUGCGGGUAUCUUGGGCUCUGGAUUUGCACUGAAGGUGCAGGAGCAGCACCGUCAAAAGCACUUUGAGAAGAGGAGGAACCCAGCAGCCUGCCUCAUUCAGUGUGUUUGGCGUAGCUAUGCGGCUGAUGAGAACUCGGUUUCCGUUGCUACCUGGAAGCCUCAUUUGAAGGCGUUGCAUACCUGCAGUCCUACAAAGAAGGAGCAGGGCGAGACCACAACCAGCACCGGUCAGAAGAUGAGCUUCAAGGACCGUGUACGGAUGGCGAGUCCGCGGGGCCAGAGCAUCAAGAGCCGCCAGACGUCCAUGACAGACCGUCGCUCGCCAGGGGCGGAGAUCAGUGGCGAGGGCUCCAGCCCGGCCAAGGUGCAGAAGAGCUGGAGCUUCAACGACCGCACGCGCUUCCGGCCCUCGCUUCGCCUCAAGAGCCAAUCACGCGCCCCCACUGAGAGUGACAGUAACAUGGCGGCAGACGACGCCUUUGACGAGCGGAGCUGCCACUGUGACAUCUCAGCAGAGGACCUGCUGCCCUCCAUUAAGUGUGUCAUCAGAGCCGUCAGGAUCAUGAAGUUCCAUGUAGCCAAGAAGAAGUUCAAGGAGACACUGCGUCCUUAUGACGUGAAGGACGUCAUUGAGCAAUAUUCUGCUGGCCACCUUGACAUGCUGUGCCGAAUCAAGAGCCUGCAAACAAGGCUGGACUGUAUAGUGGGCCCCCAGCAGGGCCUAAGCAGCAGAGCCAAGACCUUUUCCUCUCCCUCACUGCCUCUCUAUUACAGCCAUGCCAGGAGGCAGUCGCCGCAUGGGGUGGACCAGAUCCUGGGCCGUGGACAGAUCCCGCUGGACAAGAAAAUUCGGGAGAAGCUGCUGUCUGACGGGGACCUGCUGGAGGACGUCAGCAUGCUGGGCCGUGUGUGUAAGGUGGAGAGACAGGUCCAGUCCAUUGAAUCCAAACUGGACUCUCUGCUGGACAUCUACCGGCAGGUGCUUCACAAGGGCUCGUCCUCGGCCCUCACCUUGUCCUCACUGCCCUUAUUCGAGUUCGAGCCGACCUCCGGCUACCCCAGCUCCAUCCUCAGCCGGGACCUGUCGUCCACCUCCGGCCAAGUGCCGCGCUCGGCCAGCUCCAACCUGCACCGGGGCCUCCACAUCAUCCUGGCCCCCAACGAGCUCAACCUCAACCUGGGCUCCUCCUCUCCGUCGGGGCCGGCCCCCUCCCCGAGCCCGGGGCCCUUCAGCCCGCAGCCGCCCACCCCAGACAGCGUGUCGGCGGCCAGCCCGCCCCCGAUGCCGCUCACCCCCAACAGCUUCUCGGGGAUGGGCCACUUCUCCAGCCUGGGACGGCCUCCUCCGCACCCGUCCUCGCUGGUUGGCGGCGUCGGCGGGAUCCCCAACACCCUGAUGCAGCAGCAGCAGCAGCAUCUCCCGGGGGCGCCGCCUCCGCUGCCCCCACCGGCCGCCCACACGCCGCUGCUCGCGCACAGGGCCGCCCGGCGGGACGGGGUCUCCGGAGGGGGGGACUUCUCGCCGCCCUUCCUGAUGGGGGUGCGCGAGGAAGGGGAGGAGGCGCUGGGCUCCGGGCUGGGCAGGCCCCCGCCCCCACAGCACCACCACCACCACCACCCUCCGCACCCCCAGCACCCCCCGCACCCCCAGCACCCCAAGGGCCGGCUGAGCACCAAGGAGGAUGGCUCCUGGAGGAGGCACAUGAGCCUGGAGAUGGACCCCCUGGCGCCACUCCAGAGGAGGCCCGUCUCGGGGGACCAAGGCCUGGGCAAGUCCCUGUCCGUGCAGGACCUCUUGGGGACGGGGACGGACGUGGACGGCCACCCCAGUCUGUCGUCGACCUCCUCCUCCUCGAGCAGCAAUGACUUGAGCAGGGGCCUGGGGGAACCACUCUGCGGGAGGGGAGGUGGUGGUGGUGGAGGAGGAGGAGGAGGAGGAGGAGGAGGAGGAGGAGGAGAAGGGUGGGGGGAGACGGACCUUUUCAUCAGCGAUAAGGACCUGGAAGCCCCCGGGGGGGCGUUUGACUUCCUGUCCCCAGGGACAGAAGAGGCCACGUCCUUCUCCUCCGAGCUGCUUAGAACGAGCGCAACGGAUCCCCGCGGCUCCAGCCACAGCCUGGCCAGAGGUCGGGGAGACGCUGGGCGCGGCAGCGAGGAGUCCCUCAGCAUGCCCCAUGUCCGGCUAAAAUAAACACGCGAGACCGCUACGCGCAGGCCGGCCACAUGCGAACACAAACCUUUGUUUUUAUUCUACGUUUGUCUUUUUUUUUUUUUUACAAAAAACAGGGAUAGGUUUUGGGAGGCAUAGGUUUUUUUUAAAAGAUAUGUGUUAGCCAAGUAUUUUUUUUUUUUUUCUGGUUUCACAAAUGUUAACUACUUUUUUGAAGAAAGGACAAGAGUUCCUCUACUCCUGAUUCUACUGCAUGUUUCUUUGUAAGAAAUUAUACAUGUAUUUGAUGCACUCAUGGGUAGAGGACGUGGGAGGGUUUCUUUUUUAUAGGAUACAGUAAAUGUCAAUGUAUCAGAGAACAUCAUUUUGGACAAAACCAUAAGCCAUGACCUCAACACUGCAUGCACUCCGCAUGGAUCCUUUCAGCUAGAGCAUGACAUUCAUACAAAAAAAGUCAACAUACCACAAUGCAUCAGAAAGAUAUCACCUCUGCAGCUCUAUCACUGCAGUCUACAUGGAUAGGGGCAUCUUUAUUUGCACGUUAACUGUAUUUUAUGUAAGAAAGGUCACGUUACAUUAUACUUACAAGUGCCGGACACGAUGAGAGAGACAUCUCUGCUAAAUACUGUAUUGUAUAGUUUUGAUAACCAAACUAAGUAUUUAGACGAUGAAGACAUUUUAGCAACUUCAGGGGUGUCAGCUUCUGCACCUGGGUAUGUCCUGUCUUUUCAAUGUCAACUGAAUGUUGUCCCCACAUAACCGAAACAUAUAACUCCCUUUUUAAACCAUAUGUCACUCAAAACACAUACGGAUGUAGUUUAACAAAUCUAGUGAUGGUAGUUAAGUUAAAUGCUGCUUGUUACUAAUGAACUUGAAAAAAAAAAAAAAAACGAAACUCUAAAAAGACUGAGAUCUUUCUAUGAGGGAGAAAUUAUAACCUAAGAUGACAUCCUUAUGUUUGAUUCAAAUGCAGUUGCAGAACCGACAACUAGAGAACACUGUUGUUUACACUUGUGUCCUUAGAACGUUUAGCUCGACUAACUCUACGGCUAAAGUGGAGCAACACCAGUUGAGUAAAACCCAGAGAGUGGUGUGGUCUAGUUGGCACAACAUGGGAUUUCAAAAUGGCAGAGUUUGACUGGUUGCUGCACAACCCAUCCCUCCCUGAUUGUUUUGAAGGUAUAAAAAGAUAACUAUGUUUAGCUAGGUAGAUAGAUAAAAGAAUCCAGCCAGUUUAUCAGACCUUAUUUAGACUAAUUACAAAAUACAUAACUGUACUGCAUAUUUUUAAUGUCACUAGAAGUUACUAUUCUUUAUGAUUUAUUUUACUCCUCUCGACUAAGUACAUCCUGUAUCAAGCCCGCACAUUUCCCUCUUAUUCUGACGAUAAAGGUACGAUUUAAAUACCGCACAAUCACAAUGAAACUAUGAAC
Messenger RNA from Alosa alosa (allis shad), 5014 nucleotides. RefSeq names its product potassium voltage-gated channel, KQT-like subfamily, member 5b (gene kcnq5b). The record is from RefSeq and is a predicted model, not a curated record. Gene Ontology annotation, biological process: transmembrane transport; potassium ion transport. The transcript has 15 exons. Bases 426 to 3602 code for a protein of 1058 amino acids. Lineage: Eukaryota; Metazoa; Chordata; Actinopteri; Clupeiformes; Clupeidae. Gene Ontology annotation, cellular component: membrane. Gene Ontology annotation, molecular function: voltage-gated potassium channel activity.